Cetraspora pellucida is the source of this 2550-nucleotide messenger RNA. Lineage: Eukaryota; Fungi; Glomeromycota; Glomeromycetes; Diversisporales; Gigasporaceae. The record is from the annotation of a GenBank genome assembly.
ACAUCAACUAUUAACCAAUGGGAACUUUUAUACGUCAAUCUGUGGAUAUUAGAAGGAAAAAUUAGCCCGUUAAAACAUAUGGUUCUCGUACAUGUUACUCCUGAAGCUAUUGUUUUAAAAGCCAACGUUACUUCUACACCUUUGGCAAGAUUUGCCCAUGCCAACAUUUUAGUUAAUUCAAAAUUAUAUUUUAUUGGCGGUGAAUUGCAAAACGGUGCUGGCGUUUCAAACGAAUUAUUUUUUCUCGAUUUAUCUGUUCCUUUUGUUACUUCUUCUCCACAAUGGACGGAUCUUUCUCCUGCCCCAGUUAGUAAUUCAUGGUGUAGUGCUUCAUUGGGUGGAUCCAAUAAUAAUACAAUAUUUUUAAUUGGUGGUUUAAUGUUCGAUUCAAAUAAUAAAAUUAGUAAUUCUCUAGUUUAUACAUUUAAUACAAUUGACCAAACUUGGUCUUCUCCAAAGAUUUCUGGCCAUUCUCCACAAAGGCGUAAAGAAAUAACUUCUAUUGUAAAUCCUGAUGAUGAAAAAAUUUAUAUAUUUGGUGGAUUAUCUGAUGCAACUACUGGUUCAUCCGAAUCUAAAUAUUUUAAUAACUUUAUUAUCUUAGAUACUGUUCAUUUAACUUGGACUACAAAUAAUUCUUCAUCUACCUCUACAAAAAGAGCUGGUCAUACAUUGACAAUAUGUAAUAAAAUACUCGUUUUGAUCGGAGGGAAAGAAAUUUAUAGUGAUGGUACUGUCAAACUUGCAGAUAUGAAUAAAAUUUGGACAUACGAUAUGAAUUCUGGAAUAUGGUCACUUAAUAUUGCCACUGGUGAUAACAUUGAUUCUCGUAUCUUUCAUACUGCUGUACUUGAUCAUCACAAAAGGAUCAUUAUUUAUGGUGGAAUGAAUGAUAAUUCCUCUGAUCCUAGAGUUUCACCGGAUCUUGCAAUACUUGAUAUUACAACAACCCCAUUUAAAUGGAUUAUACCAAAAAUCCCACCGGAUAAUGCCGCACCACCUCUUGCGGCUCAUACUGCGAUAAUGAUGAAUUACUAUAUGAUCAUAUCAUUUGGAAAAAAUACCACUCUUGUGAAUAAUGAAAAUCCUGUUAUUUAUUUGUUUGAUACAGUGGGUUACAAAUGGGUUACAUCAUAUUCUCCAAAUAUAUCCAGUACUUUACUGGAAUAUGAUUCAGCAACAAAUAACGCAUCCACAGAUGAAACAGGUCCAGGCGGUCUUAGUAUGCAAGCACUUAUUGGUAUAGUAGUUGGUGCAGUCUUUGUUGGAUUGGGUCUUUUGCUUCUUUUUUUCGUUUAUUAUCAAAGGUAUAGAAGAAAAAUCAGUGGUGGUGGUUUAAAUCCAAUAAUAAUUGAUGUGACAACUGAAAGUGUACCAGAUUCUACGUCAAACGGUGAUCAGACAAAUCAAAUUGUUAUAGGUCCUCGUUGGUCUAUUGCACCUACUAUACCUACUAUGAGUUCUCAAAAGCGAGUGUCUACUACAAGUAGUGCCACCAUUUCUGUAUCACAAUCACAAACUCGACCUAAAAGUCCACCUAAAAGUCCUCGACAAGUGCGAUUCUCAGUAGAUUCUCAACAAUUGCAAACAGAUUCUCAACAAUUACGAACAAAUUCUCGGCAAUCACAAGUAGAUUCUCAACAAUUGCAAACAAAUUCUCGGCAACCACAAGUAGAUUUUCAACAACCGCAAACAGAUUCUCAACAAUUACGACCAAAUUCUCGGCAAUCACAAGUAGAUUUUCAACAAUCGCAAACAGAUUCUCAACAAUCACGAACAAAUUCUCGGCAAUCACAAGUAGAUUCGCAACAAUCUCAACAAUCACGAACAAAUUCUCGGCAAUCACAAGUAGAUUCUCAACAAUCUCAACAAGAAGACUCACAACAAAUAGAUUCACAGCGAUUCCAGCAAGCAAGUCCACAGCGAAUCCAGUAUAUAGAUCCGCAGCAAUACCAGCAAGUAGAUCCACAACAGCAUCAACAAGUAGAUCCGCUGAAUUACCAGCAGGGAGAUCCACAGCAAUACCAACUUGUAGAUCCACGGCAAUACCAACAGGUAGACCCACUGCAAUACCAACAGGUAGACCCACUGCAAUACCAGGUAGAUCCACAGCAAUACCAGCAAAUCCAAUUUCAACCAAUACCACAAUUCCCAAUGCAUCCGCCACAAUACCAAUCAAACUCACAGCCACUCCCCCCUGUGGAUCCAUCACAAUUCCCACAAUAUCAACCAAUAUAUGCGGUACCACUUCAACCAGUGCAUCCAUACUCACAACAAUUUCAGCCAGUAUAUCCGAUACCUCAGCAACCGGUCAUAUUUUCCCAAUAUCCGGGAGUCUAUCCUCAGGAAAGUUAUUCUCGAGGAAGUUAUUCUCCAACGAGUUAUUCUCCAACGAGUUAUUCUCCAAUUAGACCUAAUUUUGAAGUCAUACCUGAAUGUGUUGAAAAUGAACAACCACAGCAUUUAUAUGUGACUAAUGAUGGGCAACAGGAAGGUUACCAACAACAUACAUCAAGUAGUGAAUCGAGUAAAAAGUCUCCAAAGAGUUAA